CCAGGUCAGCCCGGGGGUGAGCGGAGUGAUUUAAUGAUGCUCUGCAGCAAUUUUCUGAGUCUGAAAUUUUCUAUGCCUGUGGAUCCCAGAAUUUGCUAAGCGAUGGAGGAAUCUCAACACAAUGAUCUGUCCACAGUGACCCCUGAGAAAGAUGAGCCUCUCAAGAGCACCUGCCCUGAGAUUUCUGUUAGUGAAUUUUCUUGCCACUGCUGUUACGACAUCUUGGUUAACCCCACCACCUUGAACUGUGGGCACAGCUUCUGCCGGCACUGCCUAGCUUUAUGGUGGGCCUCUUCGAAGAAAACAGAGUGUCCAGAAUGCAGAGAAAAAUGGGAAGGUUUCCCCAAAGUCAAUAUUCUCCUCAGGGAUGCCAUUGAAAAAUUAUUUCCUGAUGCUAUUAGAAUGCGAUUUGAAGACAUUCAGCAGAAUAAUGACAUAGUCCAGAGUCUUGCAGCCUUUCAGAAGUAUGGGAAUGAUCAGAUUCCUUUAGCUCCCAACACUGGCCGAGGGAAUCAGCAGAGAGGAGGGGGCUUCUUUUCUGGAGUGCUCACAGCUUUAACUGGUGUAGCAGUGGUCCUGCUCGUGUAUCACUGGAGCAGCAGGGAAUCUGAGCACGACCUCCUGGUCCACAAGGCUGUGGCCAAAUGGACAGCGGAAGAAGUUGUCCUCUGGCUGGAGCAGCUGGGCCCUUGGGCCUCUCUCUACAGAGACAGGUUUUUAUCUGAAAGAGUAAAUGGAAGAUUGCUUUUAACUUUGACAGAGGAAGAAUUUUCAAGGGCGCCAUAUACUAUAGAAAACAGCAGCCACAGAAGAGCCAUCCUCACGGAACUGGAGCGCGUCAAAGCACUAGGCGUGAAGCCCCCCCAAAAUUUCUGGGAAUAUAAGGCCGUGAACCCGGGCAGGUCCCUGUUCCUGCUGUACGCCCUCAAGAGUUCCCCCAGACUUGGGCUGCUGUACCUCUACCUGUUUGACUACACAGACACCUUCCUACCCUUCAUCCACACCAUCUGCCCUCUACAAGAAGACAGCUCCGGGGAGGACAUCAUCACCAAGCUUCUGGAUCUCAGAGAACCCACAUGGAAGCAAUGGAGAGAAUUCCUUGUCAAAUACUCCUUCCUCCCAUACCAGCUGAUUGCUGAAUUUGCUUGGGACUGGCUGGAGGUCCAUUACUGGACAUCACGGUUUCUCAUCGUCAAUGCCAUGUUACUCUCGGUUCUGGAAUUAUUCUCCUUUUGGAGGAUCUGGUCAAGAAGUGAACUGAAGACUGUGCCUCAGAGGAUGUGGAGCCAUUUUUGGAAAGUAUCAACACAGGGGCUUUUUGUGGCCAUGUUCUGGCCCCUCAUUCCUCAGUUUGUUUGCAACUGUUUAUUUUACUGGGCCCUGUACUUUAACCCAAUUAUUAACAUUGAUCUUGUGGUCAGGGAAGUCCGACGGCUAGAAACCCAAGUGUUGUGACUGGCACUGCCCAGGCUCUGAAGGACUCUUCCAGCCUACUUGACAUCUGAGCUCUGAUGCUUAAGACGGGUGGACAGGGGCAGGAGCGGACUUCCUAUUUUCUGCCCCUAGUAAACAAGGUGCUGCUUUGUCUGUCAAAGGCUACAACCAGGUCCUCUCUCCCUCUACCUGUGGCAUCGUGGCAGCCGGAGCUGGGCCAACACAGCAGCAGCACCUCCCACUCUGCUGCCUUCCUCACAGGGACUUGGGAGGCCCAGUCCACGACAGCUGCCAAGGACCCCGGGUCCUCAGAGGAUGCGAUGUGGGCGACAUCAGAAGGCUGCCAUGUCAGCAGUCCUGCUUACCCUAACAUCAGUGACUGACAAAGACUCCCAGGGCAAGGUGGAGCCCUUAGCCUGAGACCAGGCUUGUUGGGGGCCAGGCCUAUCCUCUAAGUCAAGUUAGGAAAACGGGAGAUUUUGUCAUAGGCAUAGAUAGUUACACAUAAAAAAUACAGAGGAAAAACCAAAAUCUGAUCAACGUUUCUGUCUUAUUGAAGAGGUGCUAGAAGGUUUCAGAGGUAAACCUCUAAAAGGAUUCCGUUUGAGACUAGAAUGAUGGUUAGACUCAUUGUCACUGUUUUCCACAUGUAAUCAUUGAAAGCUUGGGUCCCUUCUAUGAGCAGGGGGAUUGAGUGGGAUAUCAGGCAAUUAAUGGAUAGUGAUUCACAUCAGGCUGAGUUGCCUCAGUGCUACUUAAAAUUGUUGUUUUGGGGUUUACUUUGUUUUGCUUUUAAGAAUUUAAUCUGUAAAAUAAAUUCCAGGAUAGUCCUUUUGUUCAAAGAAACAUUUUGUACAUUGACCUCACACUGUAUAAUCUUUAUUGUCCUGUUCUAAUGUAUAAAACAGCAAGUAUAAUUACGC
This is a messenger RNA of Ceratotherium simum simum (southern white rhinoceros), 2357 nucleotides long. It is a transcript of the gene BFAR, whose product is annotated as bifunctional apoptosis regulator. Gene Ontology annotation, molecular function: ubiquitin protein ligase activity; protein binding. Gene Ontology annotation, biological process: proteasome-mediated ubiquitin-dependent protein catabolic process. NCBI's taxonomy places the organism in Eukaryota, Metazoa, Chordata, Mammalia, Perissodactyla, Rhinocerotidae. The record is from RefSeq and is a predicted model, not a curated record. Gene Ontology annotation, cellular component: nucleus.